Amyelois transitella is the source of this 6249-nucleotide messenger RNA. RefSeq lists its product as uncharacterized. Gene Ontology annotation, molecular function: protein binding. The coding region runs from base 636 to 5930 and encodes 1764 amino acids. The record is from RefSeq and is a predicted model, not a curated record. The transcript is spliced from 5 exons. Lineage: Eukaryota; Metazoa; Arthropoda; Insecta; Lepidoptera; Pyralidae.
AUCCAACUCCAAAUACUAACAUCCCGCAUCGGCGUAAACAGAACAGUCUCCUGAGCACCUGGUCAUAGUUCGAGAAUGUUGCUAGGCUCGGGCUCCGGCGUCGCGACGCGCCCGGCGCCGGUCCCACGUGGCGGUGCCGCCCACGCCCGCCCCUCGCCGCCGCAACCGCCCUCCCACCUCCCAUUGAGAAGUCAUUUUUCACCCCCUGAAUCUGAUAAACCCCCGGGCACCGCGCGGGGCUCCCCCGCCCCGAACUAAUUUGCCAGAGUCGUACGACACACCCCCGGUGCUUACAUCCAUCUACAAUAUUACUCCAGCACGUUAUCCCGUUCGCGAGGGCACUUCGUUUCUACUCAUCUGGUAUCGUUGUGAAGAAAGGGAGAACUGAAAUUAUAGCCUUGAAGGGCUUUGUUAAUGAAAAUCUAUUUUUUUUUUGUGAAAAGAGCCCAUAGAUACAAAAUUCUCGCACUAAAACUUAUUUUAGUCCUAGUCUGAGACAUAUUGUAAAGAAAAGGCUUAAUUAUCUGAGGUAAGAAUUGAUUAUGACAGUGAUUUUGAGACUGAAAUGUCAUUCUUUGUCAUACUUACACAAAUUUUAUGAUUCCUUUAUUAUUCAUGUAUAUUAGUUAUCUGUAAUGAGUUUAGCAAGAUUUCCUUUUCAAAAUGUAAAUUCCGCAGAAUGUGAACUUUAUCAACCAGACAAUGUUUUUAAAAGGUUCAAAGUUGUAGAGUUUCCAAUAUCAUUUGUUGGAUUAUUCACCACACAGCUUUUAGAUGUGGAAGUGAACUUACAAACUUCUGCUUUUUUAAAAACAAUGUGCAAUGGGAAAUUAAUGAAAUUUGAAGAUGCACGAGAAUUAUCUGCAUCACAUCGAGCUUUUGAAAUAAACCAUGUAGAUGAACAUACUAUAGCUAUAACAUUCAAACCAAACAAUGAAAGCAUCUCUAGAUUAAAGAGAGCAAAACAAAUGGACAACAGAUUUGUAUUCGAUUUGAGACUGAUUAAAAUAGAUGGCACUAUCUGUUGUGAAAAUGAAAUACAUUCAGAAAUUGGUCGAUAUUAUAUUUGUGGCGAGUUUGAAUAUUGUAACAUCAGUCAUGAACCAAAUAUUAUAAAUUUCGGUGAAGUAGAAGUGAAUACUAAAGCAACAAGAAAAAUUCGUCUUCAAAAUAGAUCAACACUUGUAGCUGCUAAAAUAGAAUACAAUAAAGUUACUAGUAUUGUUGUAACUCCAGAGAAAUUUACAAUACCUCCCAAUUCUUCAAAGAAAUUACACGUAACUAUAAAACCUACAUGCUUAAAAGUAUGUAAUGAACUAUCUUUCAGCAUAAUGAAUCCACACAACUCAAUUGAAAUGCCCUAUCAUUUGAAUAACAAUUUCAUGAUAUAUACUAUAAAAUGUUCACUAAGCGCUAAAUUUCAUGUCAACCUUAAAAUACCAGAUAUAGAAUCACUGCAUAAGAUUAAUGAGAAGAAUCCAGUAUACACAUAUCUAGGUGAAGAAGCAGAUAUUCAUAAUAAAAGACAAGCUUUGGCAUUCAAAUAUUUAGAAAUUUCAAAAUUAUUACAUUAUCAAAAACCUAUCGUUGAAAAAUUUUGCAGCGGAAAAGAUAAAUGUAACAGUGAGACAUUACAACCAAAUAGAAAGAAACCAAAAUUUUUUUGCAGAAUCAAACGUCCGAGAUUGACAACAUAUGGAUUAACUGAUGUUUCUUUUAUUCCAUUUGUUAUUGACUUUGGUAGAGUUGCUUUGUAUACGUACGGCGAAAAUGAGAUGACAAUAAAAAAUAACAGUAGAUUUGAUAUAAGUGUCAAUUUGCUGAAAGAUGAAUAUAUUCUUUAUACGAUCGAAAAAAAUACUGAUUUAAUACUACAGCUUAAAUCAUUCACAGAAAUAACUAUCAAAAUAUUUUGUUUAGGUUUUGUAGAAGGAAAUCAUAAAAAAACAUUUCAUUACACUAUAGACAAUAAAUAUUCUAGGAAGCAUCCUUAUUUUCUACAAGUAGGAAACCCGACAUUAUUGGUACUGGAAAAAAGUUUGAAAUUUGGAAUGGUAACAACUGAAAGCUUCGUAACAUCCGUUCCAAUUAAAAUUCAUAACUGGUUUAAUGUUCCUGUAGAUUAUGAAUGGGACGAAUUAACUGCCGAUAUUCCUUUUGAAAUUAUCCCCCGUACUGGAAGUAUACCUAGCCAUAGUUGUAAAGUAUGUGAUGUUGUUUAUAACCUCAAACCUUCGAAAACUAAAACACAUGAAGUGGAUUUCGUCUCAAUAAGUAAAGUAAGGAAAGUAAUCCCUAUAGAACUCAGUGUUAUCACGAGAAAAAUUUCAAUAAAAUUUUUGCAACAAGCAGUUAUUUUUAAAGAUAUUGCUUUAAACUUGGAAACAGUUGAACGGGUGAAGUUAGAAAAUUCAUCUCGUGAAAUAGCAGUAUUUCAUAUAGUAGAACCUCUCAUACCAGGUCUGACUAUCAUACCUAUGGCUGGAACUAUAAGACCAAAAACUAUAAUGGUCUUUGAUAUUAUCAUCAAAAUAGCAUGUGUAUUAGAAUUUUCUUUUGAUGUUUAUUUGAAAAUUAACAACAAAGAGAAUGUAGUAUUACCUGUUAGUGGUAAUGUAAUAGAACCAAAGUUGAUUAUUCAUCCAAAGCUUAUUUAUAUGGCGCGUGUUCCAUGUGGUAUGAUCACUUAUGUUCCAGUAACUUUUCAAAAUCUUAGCUCACUUAAUACAAUUGUCGAGGUGUUAGACACUGGAGAUGAAAACAUAUUCGGAUUAUAUGCAGCCAAUGGAAACGACAAACAAAAAGUACUAGAAUUUCAUGUUGAAGGAGGACAAUCCAAAACUAUGUUUAUAAAAGUUUAUGAUGUAUUUCGUAGAGAAUAUGAGAUGUACAUGCCCUUUAAAAUCAAUGGGUUACUAGGUCCACCAGAUUAUAAUAUUCCUGGAUCAACAGAAUUACAAUAUUAUAUUGGAGAAAGUGAACAGCAAUAUGAAAACAAUCCAAAAGUUAAAUUAAAAACCAUUAACAAGGAUAUAAGUUACUGUCGCAUCGCUGGCGUCAUAACCGUACCAUGGAUAGAAUUUUCCGAAGAAAACUUUGAAAUUGAUUACGCUGUCGACAGUAAAAACAUAAUUGAUUUCACAAUAAAGAAUGUAUCAAAAUAUUAUUUGUAUGUUACAGUUAUAACAGCAAAGCUGACACCUAAUUUUACUCUCAAAUUAACUACAGAGGAAAAUCAAUGUACAGUCAAUGACACAAGCAUAAAAUUUGAGUUUGACAGAAAUAAAGAAGCUGGUUUUCGUUUAAAAUUUCAUCCAAAAGGACAUGGAAAAUUUAUUUCAACUGCAAUAUUAUUUUUAGACAAGUAUAUGACUAUCCCAUAUAGUAAUUUAACAUUUGUUGGAAUUCGGCAAACACCAACUAUGAACCCAAGCACGCAUCGUAUCAUAUUUGCACCUUGUCGGGUUGGGAGUACAUUGACGCAAAGUUUCUAUUUAACAAUUGAAAUAGAAUCAGAUAGACGUUCAUUUUCUUGCAGCUCCAGAGAAGAACCAAAUUUAAGAGUCGCAUUUAUAGAAGCUGAAGUAGUACUUUCACAUGAUGUGUAUCAUACGCAAGUCAAAGUGGAAAUCAGUGUAUCUUGUCAGUCUACAUACGCAAGACAUUUAACGAUAACAUUUCACCAUGAAUGUGGUUCUUGCUGUGAGGUGGAAGUCAGCUUCGUUUUCACAUAUUGUCCGAUAACAUUGCAUACUGAAUCACUAGUUGAACCAGUUAAUAAUCCAUACCCAUAUUUUCCUUUGAAGCAACAACAGGAUCUCUUUGAGUAUUUGGAAAAAUGUUCUAAUUUUUUAGAGAAAUGGAUGUUUCAACAAGGAUUCCGUAGAGACUUAUACCCAGUUAUUCCAGAUACAUUUCAUGCUAUUUCAUCAUCUCUGUGCUCCCAACCAAGUGGUGGAAAAAGUAAAGGAAUGAAUGUAUCAUAUUUGAAUUUUGUUAGACGCAUUGCCGGACCAUUGAUGAAACAUGUAAGAAAGAUAACGCUGCAUGGUGUUGAAGAUCCGUUCAAAACUAUCCAAGAAAUUCAUGAUACAUAUAGAGAAGUUAUAAAUUUAAUUCGAAAUCGUGGUGCCAAUUUAUGGACCUUGCAGGCAAAAUUUCUUCUGAGUUACGAACAGUUUGUUAUAUAUUCCGAAAAUAUUACUCCAAAACGUACUACUGAUAUAGUGUUAAUAAAAGAAUUAAUUGAUGAUAUAAAUUUAUUCAACAGACUUAACAAACAAAGUUGGAUUGACUUCAUUUUGCAAAGUUAUAAAGUGUUCGUCAUGGAUAGCUGUUUUUUUGAAUGUGUAUGUGUAACUUCUAUGCCUAGGGAUAUAGUUCAAGUUUUGGUAGAUUGGUUUAAUGAACAGAUUGCUUUACAUCACAAUAAAUUGAAAGUCAAAGACAAACCAUCUAAAGUCAUUACGAAUAUAUGCUCAGAUUUGUCUGACGGAACUGCUUUAGCAUCAGCAAUAUUAAACUAUUGUCCAUUUAUGUCUGAUCAUUUUCAGCAUUUUUCUGAAAUUAAAGAAAUUGUUACUGAAGGUGACAUAAUAAAUAACGCGUGUUUAAUAAUAGAAGCUUUGAAUAUACUUAAACUCUAUUUUCCAUUGGGCAGUAAAGAUUUUCUACAACCUAUAUUUUUACAAAUGCUUUUCUUGUCUAUUCAUUUAUAUGUCACUUUACCAAUGUUUACACCCAAAGAUAACAUUGUUUUUAAUCCUCCUUUAUUAAGAAGCUCUACUCGCCAGGUAGCCAUAUCGACAUCUAGCCAAGAAACAUUAAUAUAUAAUUUUAUGAUAUUGAACAGCAACCCUCAUAACUUUAUAGUUGAAAAAGUUCCAACUGCAGAAAAUGGGAAAAAAAUGUAUCUGAAUGUUAAAUAUACUGCCAAUUUUGUAAAUGAUGAGACAUGUGUUCUUCUAGUUCACGGCUAUAACAAAACUAGAAUAUUUGACACAUAUAUAAUAUUUUUACUCAAUGGAAGCGUAGGAUCGUUAAACCCAGUCAGAAAAUCUAGAGUAACUGGACCUCUUUAUCGGCCUGUUAAAGUUGAUGUGUUGGUCUCCUCGCCGUUUAUGUUAUCAUCAACGUUCGAUGUAACCCUGACAGAUGAAGAGCCUGUUAUCCCUGUAAAAUUUGAAGAAAAUCCAGCUGUAUUAAAAAGAAAAAGAUUUUACAUUAUGCGACUUAAUCUAAUUGAUAAAGAAAUUUCUUUGACUGGUUUACCAAAAGAAAGUGGACAAGACGUUAUCGAACACAAACUAUACAUACAAAUGAUAUGCCUUAGUACACAGGUUUCAAAUUCAUGGAUUUGGUUUCGGGGUGAAAUUGGUGAAUUUUUUAUUCGUGUAACAUCUCAGCCUCGCUGGGAUCUGGCUAUUGAUACACUGCAAGCGAAAGUGAGCUCUUGGCCAAUCGAUCCUUGCAGUUGCGGGGAAUCAUGCGAAUGUUAUCGGACAACAGUUCUUAUGAUACCUCAUCGGAAUGAGCUUAUGAUUAGAUCUUUGCGACAUGCGCUACUUGAACACGCAUCAGCAGUUAUGAUGCAAGUUUUCGACCAAUUAAUAGAGACCGCUACGGGAAAGAUUAUUUUAGGGAUGUUGUUUGCCGAAGGCGGUACAAACAUGUCAGAUAUUCAACACAUCCUGCGAAGCGAAGCCUCUUAUCGGAUCACUUCGCGGACUCUCGAACCUCGAAUCGACCACGUCAAAUUGGCUCAACAUACUUUAUCUACGCUGCCUCUGCUAGUCACAAUACCAGUUCACGACAAGGCAGAGAAGUACUCUGUAACAUUCACGUCAGACUGUGGGAUGGACAUAAGAACCUAUAAAAUUAUCUUUAUAGAGAACUCAGAAAAUGCAGAUCAAACUCAAGAAUCUGGUUAGAUUUUUUUUUGUCUGUAAUGGCCUUAUAUUUCAUAAAUGCCUAUUUGAUUCGAAUGCUGUUUAGUUGAUGUUUUGUCUUGUAAUUCUUGACUUCUCGUCAAGAAGUCUAAUUAAACAUAUUUUUAUCAUAUAGACUUUUAUGUAUGAUUUUAGGUUACUAUAAUGUAUUUUUUAUCUAUUGGAUUCUAUUAUACUUAUCUUUAAUUAUUUUUAGCGGUUAUUUUAUUCUGUGGUGAUAAAUUUAAAUUAAUUAUCUGUUUCUUGCUUUUUGACUAUUAAUUUUCUGUAUUGAAAUAAUUAAAGGUGUUAACUUAAAUAA